AUGGCAUAUGCUGCUGUGUUGAAGGAGGAGUUUAUCAAUGAAUUACCCAAUGAAAAAGAAAAUGAUGACGGCAAUAAUGAUGAUGAUGUCAGAUCAAUCUUUGAUGCUUGUGAUGGAGGGAGCAAGACGAAAAUGGUUGGAUUAUCUGAUCAGUUUAGUGAAACCAAAGAUCGGUUGCUCGUGGGGAAAGACAGGGUAUUUUCACUGUGCGGGCUGGCAGGGAUUGGCAAAACGGCACUAGCUGCAAAAAUUUACAAUGAUCCAGCAAUCGUGAAGGAUUUUGGUUUUCGAGCUUGGGUGAACGUGGGAAGUGACUAUCAGCUCGAUGAAAUCGUGAAACAAAUUCGAGCGCAAGUGAAUUUCGAUAGAGAUUAUUGGAUGCAUCGCUUCGUGUUGGAUAAUGUGUUCUCCCGGGAACUUUCUUGUACUGCUCUACUCAAAAAGGCCGGGAAGAAGAUUGCUGAGAAUUGUGAUGGUCUUCCUCUUACAAUCGUUACGAUUGCUGCCCUCUUAUCAAAAACCGAUAUAAGUCUAGAGCUUUGGGAAAAUGUUACAGCGGGAGAAAAUUCAGUUUUCACGAAUGCGUAUGAUCAAAUUUCCAAGUAUUUCGAAAUCCCCUGCGCCAAGCUUAUCAAACUAUGGAGUGCCGAGGGAUUACUCGAGCCUAUCAAGCUCGGGACAUUGAACGAGUUUGCCUGGAAAUAUUUGAAGGCCCUCCUCUCAACAAGUCUUGUUUUGGUGUACCUUGCCGUCACUUAUAACGGGAACCUACCUCAUUCCAUAUCCAAACUAUGGAACCUUCAAUUCUUGAUUGUCCACACUAAUCUGAAUAUCAGACCCUUUAGAGUGCGUUCGUUUUUGCCAAAUGAGAUAUGGGACAUGAAAGAACUGAAGCAUAUUCAAGUCACGGGAAGCGAUCUACCGGAUCCUUGUGGCAUGUUUUUACCAAACACUUUUAGACGCUGUACAGAAAAUGUUCUGAAAGGGCUCCCUAUAGGAAUCUGA
This is a messenger RNA of Striga asiatica, 1005 nucleotides long. NCBI's taxonomy places the organism in Eukaryota, Viridiplantae, Streptophyta, Magnoliopsida, Lamiales, Orobanchaceae. The record is from the annotation of a GenBank genome assembly.